Molecule: messenger RNA, 498 nt
Organism: Racocetra persica
Lineage: Eukaryota; Fungi; Glomeromycota; Glomeromycetes; Diversisporales; Gigasporaceae
Source: the annotation of a GenBank genome assembly
AUGGAUACAAUGAAUCAUACUGAUUCAAGUUCUUCACCUUCUAGCGGCUUGACUAGAAAUGAGCAAAUAUUGAUAGCACAUGUUGUUUUAUCCUUAAUCCCAUGCCUUAUCACCAUCCCCCUUGGUAUAUUCAUUGCGCGUUUUCUUCGUAGAAUUUCUCUGUGGUUUCAUUUACAUUGGAUAUUACAAGUCAUUUUUUCUACAAUACCCAUUAUUGUCGGAUUUGUGAUUGUCCACCAUUUCAUGGAUAAAUCUCACUUUAACUGGGCUGAUGUACCACAUUCGGCAGUCGGACACAUUAUAACUUUCGUAAUGGUUUUCGAAGUCAUUUUUGGCGUUGUUUACAAUUUUGUUGAUAGACUUCAUUUAAAUAAGCUACGCAUACUUCACAAUUAUGUAGGCUACCUUACACUUAUUCUUGUGAUUGUAGACACUGCUCUUGGUAUUAUUCUAUGGGAAGUGCCAUAUAUUUGGCUUUAUCUUUUUGUUGCAUGGAUU